This is a messenger RNA of Pygoscelis adeliae (Adelie penguin), 1369 nucleotides long. RefSeq names its product spermidine synthase (gene SRM). Gene Ontology annotation, cellular component: cytosol. The record is from RefSeq and is a predicted model, not a curated record. Bases 1 to 651 code for a protein of 216 amino acids. NCBI's taxonomy places the organism in Eukaryota, Metazoa, Chordata, Aves, Sphenisciformes, Spheniscidae. Gene Ontology annotation, molecular function: spermidine synthase activity. The transcript is spliced from 7 exons. Gene Ontology annotation, biological process: spermidine biosynthetic process.
AUGAAUCUGGUGAAGUUGCAGCACCGGAAUCCCGUGCUGAUCAUCGGUGGUGGCGACGGGGGAGUGCUGCGAGAGGUGGUGAAACACCCGACCGUGGAGUCUGUGGUGCAGUGCGAAAUCGAUGAGGAUGUGAUCCAGGUAUCCAAGAAAUACCUCCCAGGGAUGGCAGUGGGGUAUUCCAGCGCUAAGCUGACCUUGCAUGUGGGAGAUGGUUUUGAGUUCAUGAAACAAAAUCAAGAAGCCUUUGAUGUGAUUAUCACGGACUCGUCUGACCCCAUGGGUCCUGCAGAAAGCUUAUUCAAAGAAUCCUACUACCAGCUGAUGAAGACAGCCCUGCGAGAAGAUGGGAUUCUUUGCUGCCAAGGUGAGUGCCAGUGGCUGCACCUGGAUCUCAUUAAGGAGAUGCGUCAGUUCUGCAAGUCUCUGUUCCCUGUUGUGGAAUACGCCUAUUGCACCAUCCCCACGUAUCCCAGCGGGCAGAUUGGCUUCAUGCUCUGCAGCAAGAACCCGAACACAAAUUUCCGGGAGCCUGUGCAGCAGCUCUCACAGCAACAAGUAGAGGAGAGGAGUCUGAAAUACUACAACUCUGACAUUCAUCGGGCAGCUUUCAUUCUGCCAGAGUUUGCACGGAAGGCCCUGAGCGAUGUGUGAGCCUGAGAAGCUGCUUCCUUCCUUCAAGUUGGACCCUGAGAUCAUCAGUGAUGUGGUGGGGACCUUCCCAGCAGACUGCAGAUUUGCUCUCCACUGUGUGGGAUUGUUUAACCCUUUGCCAGCCAACAUUCCUUUUGAUGAUGUGUUAAAGAUGAUGGGGCAUAAGCCAGAUAAGACUAUUGAAAAGGUCCAGUGACUUAUUGUGUGAGGUCAAAACUGUUCUUUCCAGUGCUGGAAACGUAAGGUGUCUUUUUCCUUUCUCUCCUCCCUGCACCCAUUCUAAAUUCUCCCCUCCCUGCACCCACCUCCACCCCCUGCAACUGACAUGAUAUAUUUAUAACUGACAUGUAUUUCUGUCUGGUGAUCUUCUGAAACCUGGGAAGAGUCCAGAAGGGUCACUGACUCAGCCUUAAGCACAGAGAGUGAGAGCUUUGUGCGCAAAGUUAGCUUGCUCUCUCCUAAUAGGAGCUCCCUGCUGCUGAGACGUUUUGACUGGUAACGGGUCUGAGCCUUCAUGUCCCACUGCCCUUCUGCGACACCUGCACUGUUCUGCAGCACAGUCGGAGAAGUCACAGUGCAAACUGUUGCCGUUCACAAUAGGUCUCCCUCCAACCCCGAUGGAGUAGCAGUAUUAAACACCAGCCAGGCAGGCUGGCAGCAAAGUCUUGUGGCUUUUUUUUUUUUUUUUUUUUUCCAAAUUGGUUGGAAACAGAAGUGC